This is a messenger RNA of Hydractinia symbiolongicarpus, 1858 nucleotides long. Its product is annotated as serine hydrolase RBBP9-like. The coding region runs from base 1085 to 1702 and encodes 205 amino acids. Gene Ontology annotation, molecular function: hydrolase activity. The transcript has a single exon. The record is from RefSeq and is a predicted model, not a curated record. Lineage: Eukaryota; Metazoa; Cnidaria; Hydrozoa; Anthoathecata; Hydractiniidae.
UGUAUUAAGGUAAGCUAUUGAUAAGGCAUAUACGUUGUUUCUUCUAGAAUUAAAUAGAAUAUGUUUGAGAUUUGAGUAACACACAAAAUAAAACACGAAUCAGUGAAAAUGUGAAAAUGUGAAGCAACAACUAUUCCUAAGGCAUUUAGGCAGGAGUAUGACGACGACGCUGCCACAUGUUUUUUUCGUAUCUUGUAUUGUUGUUUAUAUCUGCGCCAUAACAAUAUUGAGUAAUCUCAAAUUUUGCAGCAACAACCAGUCCCCAGAGCUCUUUCAGAUUAAAACCUACUUUCGAAAUUAAUUCAAAGAGCUCUGGGGUCGAAAUGAGCAACAACGAAUAUCUUCUGUUUACAUCAGCCAUGUUUCGCAAAAGUAUGUGAAAAGAAAGUAGCCAAAUGGAAAUAGUCUCAGUAUAUGUGAUAAAAAUCACGGCUUUUUACGCCUGGGCGCAAAAUACCGGCAGCAUUUUGCGGCCAGUCGGCCUUAAUAUCUUUGAGGAAAGUUUAGGGCGAGGUGGAGAGGGGACAGCGUCAGUGUUUUACAUUAUGUUUUACUAAGGCAUUUGGUGCUUUAGUUUACAUGACAUAAUAACAUUGGCAAUAUUUUUUAAACCCACAUGGCGAGUCAACACGAGCCGUGUGUGAAAAACAUUCUGUCUUAUUCUAAUUUCAAAGCUAUGCGUAGACAAAGGCUACUCACUUUUUUAACUAUCUAGCUAGCUAACUGAUUGUACACAUGUAACGAUAACAGUAUGACCCGGAGAAUGACAUCAUUCUCGUCAACACACCAGCAGUAGGUGUCAUGUGUCAGGUCGUUGUGUUUGGUAUUUAAAAGAGCUUCAGUUAGUAUAUGUAUAUUUUUGCUAUGACAGCUGUUGUUUAAAAAACAGAGGUGGUGAAUAUUACUAUGUUGCUUUGUUAAAUUGUGUAAUCAAUACUUACUUAAUCACUGUGUUACAUGCAUGAUUUUUAAAAUUAAUUACUAUGUUUUGUAAUUAACAAAAUAAUGUCAACGAAUUCAGCUGUAAGUAAUAUAAGAUGUAAGUAAUAUCUAGCUAGCUGCUACAGUAAUUAAGAGGUGAUUAAUGAUGAUUUGUGUUUCAGAAAAUGAUCGUCAUAAUUUUUUGUUUCACAUGUCAUGUAGGAGGAUGAGCAAACCAAAAAAAGCAGUCAUAAUUCCAGGACAUGGUUCUGGAGAUGUUUUUUUCUCUAACUGGUAUGGUUGGUUACAUAAAAAAUUGAACAACUUAGAAAAUUUUUCCUGUGAUUUAAAAAAUAUGCCUGAUCCUGUUCAAGCGAAGGAAAGUAUUUGGAUCCCAUUCAUGAAAGAAAAGUUGGGUGUAGAUGAAAAUACUCUUAUAAUAGGACAUAGCAGUGGUGCAUGUGCAGCUAUUCGUUAUGCAGAACGUUAUAAUGUAAAUGGAAUUAUUUUGGUUAGUGCUUAUACAUCAGAUUUAGGAGAUAGCUUGGAAAAAACAAGUGGUUAUUUUGAUCGUCCAUGGGAAUGGGAUAAAGUGAAAUCGAAUACUUCUUGGAUCUGUCAGUUUGCUUCAUCAGAUGAUCCAUUUCUACCAUGGUCAGAACAGAAAAAAGUUUCUGCCUCUUUGCAAGCUGAUUUUAAGGAAUUUUCUGAUAAAGGACAUUUUAUGUCAUCCAGCUUUCCAGAAUUACUCUUGGUUAUAAAAAAUUACCUCAAAAUGUAGUGUAAUUAUAUUUUAUAGUAGGAAUGGACCCUAGAAUAAUUUUAAUAAUGUAAUUCUGACCAUUCAUCACAAAAAUUGCCUAAUUUUAAACCUUUAUUAUUGAUUUAUAUAGUUAUAAAGCAAAUUCUCAUACUGUUAUUACUUUUUGGGCCUACU